Messenger RNA from Harmonia axyridis, 1740 nucleotides. RefSeq names its product NF-kappa-B inhibitor cactus-like (gene cact). Gene Ontology annotation, molecular function: protein binding. NCBI's taxonomy places the organism in Eukaryota, Metazoa, Arthropoda, Insecta, Coleoptera, Coccinellidae. The transcript has 4 exons. The record is from RefSeq and is a predicted model, not a curated record. Bases 277 to 1455 code for a protein of 392 amino acids.
UUAGUUACGUACUAAGUCUUUGCCAUUCAUUCAUCAACGAAAACAUUGCUUGUGUGUUACGUGCGUGCAUUUCCAUACAUUUUCCCAGCUGAUCCGAAAUAUCUUCCGAGUCCAUGGUUCCCGACUGUGUGUCCGUCUAAUGUCACGAUGAACCCGUGCUUGCGUUGAGUUUUUUUCGAAUUAUCCGGGUACUUGUGACAGCCACUUCGCUUUGCGAAAAAAAAAACUCGAAGGAGAAAGUUAAAUUGUUUCAUCUGUAACGAGAAUUCCUUCAACAUGUCUCUGAGAGAUACGAAUUCAUUUCCAGAUAACAACGCCAAAAAGGAAAGUGAAAAUGAGUAUACGGACAGUGGCUUCAUUUCCAGCGAGAACAUGAUCGUUUCGGAAGAAAUCGUCGACGAUCUGGAGAAAAUUGACGAUGAGGAGAAGAGCCCUAGGAAACAAACAGAACCCAAGUCUGAUCGUCAACAAGACAAAUUGGAGGAAAAUAUGUAUGUCGAUAGUGGUGUUUUGUGUUUAUCAGAAGAUUUGUGUAGUUUGAGUGUAGAGGAAAAUCCUAACCUCAACGAUUUGGGUUCGAAUAGAAAACCUGUUGAAUGUCACAGAAGUAGGCAGUCGCAUGUUGAAUCUAAUAAGGAAAACCAGAUAGACAAUAGUUGGUUAUCGUUCUACCAGCAAGAUGAAGAUGGAGAUACGGAACUUCAUUUGGCGAUAGCCAACGGCUACAUAGACGUGUCAGCUGCCCUAAUCCGGCUAGCUCCUCAUCCUAGACUAUUGGACACCUCCAAUGACGACGCUUUAACCCCACUUCAUAUUGCUGUUUCCAGACGUCUGAGCAGCAUAGUCAGGCUGUUGAUAGUGGCCGGUGCAAAUCCAAGUCCUAGAAAUUCGGCAGGUGAUUCGCCUUUGCAUCUAGCUUCAAGACUGGGCGAUCUGGACUGUUGCAAGGCCAUCUUGUUCCCGGUGCAGAGCCAGGAAAGGGAACAGAUGGGUCUCCGAUAUCCGGCACAGCUUUAUAAGACCUUCAAUCUGGAGCAGUGGAACUACGAAGGCAGAACUUGUGUACACUUGGCUGCUCAAUUUGGACACAAAGAAAUCCUCAGACACCUGGUGUGGUUUGGUGCCGAUAUCAAUGCUAGAGACGGCACACAAGGAUUCACAGCUUUACAUUAUUCUGCUUCUCAAAAAAACCUGAACCUUUUGAGCUUCCUUUUGUUCGAAUGCGAAAAAUGCGAUCUGAAACAAACGAAUUACGGAGGACGUACUGCCUAUAAUCUGAGCAGAGACAGAAAUAUUACAGAAAUGUUCCGUCAAAGAGGCAUUUGCAGUUCGCCUUACUACUCAGAGGAUGACAGUACAGAUAGUGAGGAUGAUGAGAUUUCUGGUGACAGCGAAUGGAGCGAGUCUAUAAUACCUUCAAUGGUUAAUGCGAGAACGGUAACUAACAGAACCUAGGUCUGAAACAAUAAUUUUAAUUAAUUCAUUUUCGAAAUUACUACUUUUGUAACAUUUUGGCAAUUUUUCUAUUUUCAAAAUUAUGAUGACUUAUUGUUGAAUUGUAUAGAUUUAGAUCUUGAAUAGGUAUUUCUAACUACGUGUGAAAAAAAUUCUAACAUAUGUUAUUCUAUUGCUGUAUGUAUAUAUUUUAUUAUCCAAAAAUUUAUAUUUUUGUCACAUGUAGUGGAAAUUGUUUAUGGAAGACAAUAUGUUCUAUUGUGAACAUUAAAUUAUGUUAAUUAA